This is a messenger RNA of Ooceraea biroi (clonal raider ant), 1728 nucleotides long. RefSeq lists its product as uncharacterized. The record is from RefSeq and is a predicted model, not a curated record. Lineage: Eukaryota; Metazoa; Arthropoda; Insecta; Hymenoptera; Formicidae.
AUGACCGUUUCCAUUUCAUCGUCAUCCGACGUAAACUUGGACGAGGCGCUACAACGCUUCUGGCAACAAGAAAAGGUUCCUGCAUUACCACGCGCACGUCUCACCGCUGAGGAGCUAGAAUGCGUGAAUCACUUUCGCUCAACGCACUCCCGCGACAAUACGAGGAGAUACAUCGUCCGUCUACCGUUCCGAGCGGGGUGUGGAGAACUGGGCUCCUCCCGAUCCGCCGCACUUCGACUGCUAGAACGCAUGCAACAUCAGAUCCGGCGAGAUGCUAUCUUUGGUCAACUCUACGUCGCCUUCAUGAAGGAGUACGAGGCGUUGGGGCACAUGACGCACAGCUCUACCUCGUCAUCAACGGGCGCGAAUUUUCUACCGCAUCAUGGAGUUUUGCGGCAAAACAGCUCAACGACUAAACUCCGAGUAGUCUUCAAUGGAUCGGCCCGCACUUCGUCUGGACUCUCGCUCAAUGACUGCCUUCACGUUGGGCCUAAAUUACAUCAAGACAUUGACGCUGUUCUGCUUCGUUGGCGGGUUCACGCAUUCGUCUUCGCUGCCGAUAUUGAGAAGAUGUUUCGGCAAAUUCUUCUCCACGCGGACGAUCAACAUUUCCAGAAAAUCUUGUGGAGUGCUUCUGGAACCCCUCUGGAGUAUUUCUUGGGUACGCUGACUUACGGACUCGUCAGUUCACCCUAUCAAUCCAUUCAGACACUGCUGCAACUCGCCGACGACGAGGAGCAUCGCUUUCCUCUGGCCGCAAACGUUUUACGGUUUGACUUCUAUGUGGACGAUGUGCUUUUGGGUGAUGACACUCCUCAGCGCGCACACGAAAAAGUGCACCAGUUAACGAAUCUCCUCAAGGCGGGCGGCUUCAAACUACAGAAAUGGUCCACCAAUGAAAGCUCGAUCCUGGAGGACAUCGUCGUACCAGCACCAUCCAGCUCAUCCACCCGAGAGUUUGAUGCGGAGACUCGCAUGUUGGGACUGACAUGGCAUCCGUCGUCGGACACAUUCCACUUCAGGGUCAGUCAAUCUGAUUCUUCGGUCACGCCCACAAAACGAAUCGUUCUUUCUCGAGUGUCGCAGCUAUUUGACCCACUCGGCUGGCUCUCUCCAGUCACCAUCCUCGGCAAAAUUUUUAUUCAAAGCCUGUGGAAAGCUCAAGUUGGUUGGGACGAGCCGCUUUCUCCGUCCUUGUCUCUGCAGUGGAUGGAAUUUUCCAGGGAGCUAUGUAAUGUUCAAGCCUACGCGAUUCCUCGCUGGUUGCACACUCGUUCAGACUCUCAAACUCUCGAACUUCAUGGUUUCUCGGAUGCUUCUCAGAAUGCUCUCGGCGCAGUCAUUUUCCUGCGCACCUUUUCCGAUAUCGACGACGUGAAAGUCACAUUAGUUGCGGCCAAAAGUAAAGUCGCACCUCUGAAGAAACAAACCAUCCCUCGUUUGGAAUUAUCUGCUGCGGUCUUAUUCGUUCGGCUUCUGGCACGGAUUCGCAGCAUACUUAAGUACCAUCAUGUUCCAGCGCACCUCUGGGUGGACUCCAGUGUAUGUCUCGCCUGGAUUCGAGGAUGUCCCUUUCAAUGGCAAGAAUUCGUCGCGAAUCGAGUUGCAGUCAUUCAAGAGUUGGCGCCGGACGCUCGAUGGCAUCACGUCAUCGGCACUGAGAACCCGGCCGACUGUGCAUCUCGCGGACUUUUGCCUCGCCUUCUUGCUCAUCACCAACUUUGGUGA